AUGGCAGCGCCUGGAGGUGGCUACCAGAACCAGGGCGGAAUGCCACAACACCAGAUGAUGUAUGGUUCUCAAAACCAACACAUGCAAGCGCAAGGACAGGUGCGAGGCAAUUACCCCCCACAAUCGAUGAUGAUAUCUCAUAUGGGAAUGCAACCUUCGUUUGGUGGGCCAGGAAUGCAACCGCAGAUGAUACAUCCAUCGUCACACCAACCGCAAUAUGGAAUGGUGGGUGCAACGCAUAAUCAAAUGCUAAUGCAUCAACAGCAUAUGCAAAGCAUGGGUGGAUCGAUGCCUGGGAUGCCAAUGAACCAGGAUUACCAAAUAAGUCAACCCGGCCCACACCAAUCUUCUACGAUGUCUGGGGGUAUGGGUUCACAGGGAUCGCACGCGAUGGGAGCUUCUGGUUAUGCAAUGUCUGGAAACAAUUACUCGAAUAUGAAUCAAGGAAUGCAAGGAAUGGGUCAGCAAAUGCCAAUGUCUCAGUCAAUGCAACAACCACCGAUGCAACAACCACCGAUGCAACAACAACCGAUGCAACAACAACCGAUGCAACAACAACCGAUGCAAACGAUGCAGCAUCAAAUACAUCAACCACAAUCGCAGCAGCAGCUUCAACAACCAGGUUCACAACAAAUGUCGCAUCUACAGCAGCCCCUAUCGAAUCAAGGAAUGCUUCAGCCUAUGUCGAAUCAAAAUAUACAACAGCCCCUUUCUCAACAGGCGGCUCAGCAAUCACAAUCAAAAAGUCCAAUGGUUCCGGUUAUGACACAACAACAUACACCCCAAUCUAUUCAACAAAUGACUCCACAAAUGAUUCAACCCCAAUCGAUUCCUGGAGCUUCUUGUGGACCUUUAUCAGUUGGACCUUCGACACAAGCACCUAUGUCACAAGGACCGCCACUGAGUGUGAAUCCAGCAACUCCUGGGCCACAAAGCCAUGAACCUCCGAAACUGUUGACCUUGGUUUCCGGAGUUCAAACGCAAAAACAAAAUUAUAUCCAUUCGAAAGCUUUGGAUGAAAGCUCGAAAAACAAGCAACCUGUCGUCCAAGAUUGUGUGCUCGCCGCCAAACGUUUAAUUCAAUACGAUCUGCGUGCAACAUAUUUUGAAUGGAGCCGUAAAAUUGGCGAUUCAAUUCGUAGUGGCAACGAAAACUUCGGAGACGUAAGAAGGGCUCGCGAUGACGUUCUGGCUGUUUGCGAUCUCAUCGAAUCGAACAUGACAACGGUUAUGGAGGCGCACAAGCAAAUGACGAGAUUUGAUAAAGUAUUUGAAAAGGAAAAGGUUCUUUCGAAUGGGAUUGGGGAGGGUUUAACACAGUAUAACACAUUUACCGUUAUCUCAAACUACAACUCCUCGACGCAACAAUCGAUGGAUAACUUUCAUCGCACCAUUAACAAUGUUUCCUCCUUACUGAAACAGAUGCGUAAACGAAAACGAAAAUCCAUCGGUCAUCUCAAAUUUAUGGGUAGAAAAGGACGUUUGUCUGUUGUCGAAAGAGCAAAAGUCGAAGCGUUCCACGCUUCUGGACUGAGCAACCGCGAAAUCGCAACGAAGUUUGGCCGUUCUCAUAAUUUGAUCAACAAUUUCCUGAAGAAUCCGACUUCAUAUGGAAAAACGACACCUACCGGACGUAAAGAACAAGUAACGAAACGCGGAAAACAAGCAAUCAUCGAAGCAGCCACAAAUUCUACUAAAGGAUCUCGAAGAAUUCGCCAUGAGUUGGGCCUAAAUGUCUCGCGUAUGACUGCUUAUCGUGUCAUCAAAAGCUCACCUCAUUUGAAACGAGUCAAAAUGAUGUCAGCACCUACUCUAAAGCCGAAUCACAUUGCUACUAGGGCAAAGUUUGCGAAUGACCAUCCGACUUGGACGGAUGAAUGGAAAGAGACUCCCGAUAUGUCACACUGGCUGAAUGAUGGUCGUCCUAUGGACUCGGACAUUGCCGCCAAUGCUAGAGGAUCUACCAAGCUCACUCCAUUGGAUCAC
Molecule: messenger RNA, 1986 nt
Organism: Mesorhabditis belari
Lineage: Eukaryota; Metazoa; Nematoda; Chromadorea; Rhabditida; Rhabditidae
Source: the annotation of a GenBank genome assembly